Messenger RNA from Carassius auratus (goldfish), 2989 nucleotides. Its product is annotated as myelin-associated glycoprotein-like. Gene Ontology annotation, cellular component: plasma membrane. The coding region runs from base 762 to 2078 and encodes 438 amino acids. Lineage: Eukaryota; Metazoa; Chordata; Actinopteri; Cypriniformes; Cyprinidae. The record is from RefSeq and is a predicted model, not a curated record. Gene Ontology annotation, biological process: cell adhesion. The transcript is spliced from 9 exons. Gene Ontology annotation, molecular function: sialic acid binding.
UACAUUUAACCCCCAAUAAGGGCCACCAUAAAGCAAAGCAUUUCAAUACAGAUACUGCAGAUGAUAACUCUGUGAAAGACUCUAAAUGUAGAGUAAAUGUAAUACCCAGCUCUGUGUGUGUGUGUGUGUGUGUUUGUGUGUUUAUACACACACACACAGAGCUGGGUAGUCACGCUACGGUCACUAAAAGGUUCUGACUAAAGGAGAAGUAUUUUCACACACAGUUCUCUCUUCAGUCAGUGUAGAAGCAUCAUCUUGAGCUCUGAGAGGAUUUCUGUCGUCUUCAACUCUCUUCUCUGGUGGAGUGCAUGUAAAUGAUGGAGACACUGGUGAUGUUCCUCCUCACUGGAUCUCUGAUACAAGGUGUUUUGUGUGGCUACAGUAUCAAUCUGCCACAGAGAGUAGAAGCUCUACAAGGAUCCUGUGUUUUCAUACCCUGCUCAUUUGAUAUUGAUCCAAAAACUUAAAAAGACCUCACUAACAGUGCAAAGAGAAAAUGGUUUAAUGCUGAGCAAACAGAAGUGUUUGACUCCAGCAGCCCCAACACUGGACUGUUAAAGGGAAAAUUAUUUGGCACUGCUUCACAGAAAAACUGCACCACACGCUUCGAUUCUGUCAGUCUGAGUCAUGAUGGAUUAUAUUACUUCAGAAUAGAAUCCAAUACACUGAAAUAUAGCUACUCAGACUCAAAAGUUCAAAUUGCCGUCUUAGGAUCUCCACCCAAACCCACACUGAGUCUCUUUAAGGAUCAGCAGGAGGUGAUGAAGAUGAUGGAGGUGAUUGAGGGAAGUUCAGUGAUUCUGCGCUGCUCUACUAAGAUCUUCUGUCCGUCUCGUCCACCAUCUCUCAGAUGGAGCUCAUCUCUCAAUGAGAACGUCACAGAACAGCAGUAUCAGAACCAAACUGAGCUCAUCUCCGAUCUGAACUUCACUGUUUCUCAGCGUCAUCACAGAGUCACUUUCACCUGCACUGCAACACACAAGCUACAGCAGCCGAUCACGACACAAGAGUCCUGGAUAAUACUAGUUCAGUAUGGUCCUAAAAACACAUCGGUGAGGAUAAAUCCAGCUGGUUUGGUUCUGGAGGGCUGUUCUGUGACUCUGAGCUGCAGCAGUGAUGCAAACCCAGCAGUGAACUACACCUGGUACAGAGACACUGAAGGACUCCUGAAUCCAGUUCAGACCGGACCAAACCUGACCAUCAGCAACACCGACCCGACACACAGCGGACGACACUACUGUAGAGCUGAGAACAAACAUGGCACACAGAACACAUCAGUGCUGCUGGACGUCCAGUUUGCGCCCAAAAUCUCCAGCUUUUGUAGCCGAAAAAGCGUAAUGGAGUGUGUCUGUGAGGCUCAUGGGAAUCCCUGCCCUACACUCGAGUGGCGUCUGUCUGGACAUGUGUUCACUAACUUUACAGAAAUAUCCAUCAGUGAGGAGAUGUUAGGAAGCACAGGAGUGAAGAGUGUCCUGACCAUCCAUCAGUCCCUCACAGACACGGAUGUCCUGCAGUGUUUCAGCGCAAACAUUUACGGCAGCGCUAGUCAACAGUUUCAGACCAUCCCACCGCCACAAGAGACAGGUUUCCAUUAUCCAUCGGUGCUGCUCGGAGCUGCUGUCGGUGUUUUACUGAUGCUGAUCGUGUGCAUCAUGAAGCUCUGCUGUAAACGAAAAAGGAAAGAAAAACCUUCAGAAACCAGUCAAGAUGACACAUCUGGACUCACUCUGACUCAAACAGCCAUUGCUCUGGAUAAUGCUGGUCAGUAUGUUUAUGCCGAUAAUGGCGUGCUGUCAUCCAUCACACAGAGUGCACCAGAAUCUCUUCAUUAUUCCUCCAUCGGCUUCACAAACACUGAAUCGCAGUCAGAAGACAUCAGGGGCAGCGCCUUGCUGACCUGUGAAUACGCUGCGGUCCAACACUGUUCUGCAGGAGCCACAGAUGCAGAGAACAACACCUCAACAUCUGAGACACAACCCAAAAAACACAACAUGAAAGCAGAGAUCACAGACACGCCAUCACUGGCAUCAGAAGACGCGAUUUAUGAAAACACCAGCCAUCGCUACAGAAAGAAAUAACUUUUUUAGGUUUUAUAGAGCGAUUUAAUGGAUAGUUCAUCCAUUCAUCUGCUGCCACAGGGAUUAAGUUUGAUCUUCUGCCUUAUGUGCUUUUUUGACUCUUAAAGUGACGGUACUCAUUGACUUUUUAUUACCAAGGACCACGAUUUCAGCUAAAAAUCUUCCUUAUUCUUUUACUGAAAUAAAAAAGGCACCUACAUCUUGGGUGGAUGGUACUGAUAACAGUUUAACAUUAUUUACCUUAGCGUACCUUUGGGGUCUUUGCUAUUAUAUUCCAAUAUUUAUAGUUAUAGAUAAAGAGUUGUUUUUUACAGAUGACUUGCUGCUGUGUUUAAUAAUUUAAGUUGUUAAAAUAACAUUCUGUUCUGUAAAUGCAUUGUGUCCUGGUUUAUUUAGCAACUUUUCAGAAUACCAAAUUAAGUAUGCAACUAAGAACUGUAAGACUUUGAAUGUUAAAGUGUAAAAUUAAAAAUCGUAGAAGGGUUCAUCAGUUGUAUUGGCUGCACUGAGGGGCCCCCAAAUAAUUCUGCUUAGGGCCCCAUAAAGGCUUGGGUCAGACCUGCCUUCAAUCAUCUCAAUCAUCAUAAUACUUCACAUUUGAGCAAUCCAAAGGAUACAAGCACCAAAGAGGAAGUAAAAACACAAAUUAUAUAUUUUGCAACCUGUUUCCGAAAAGACUUAGAGAAGUUCAAAACAAUAAACAUUCAGACGAAAAAAUGAGAGUUUAAACUGCUUACCUCUGAGAUGAGAGCAGGAACACAUGCUCGAGCACACACACACACACAUUUAAUUCUUUAUCUUAAAUACAGUUAUUUUGUAACUGUUUUAGUUCUGUCUGUAUCCUGCUGUAAUCAUGAAUGGUUGUGAUAUUAAAUCAUUAAUCAAUCAUCAAGAAUCAUAUUUGACUGAAA